AUGUUCGAGAUGAAGAAAACCAUUGACGCCUUAGUUGUUUUAGCAGGUAAGGUUUCAGAAUAUAACGCAAAAAUGAAUCCGCAAUGUUCAAAAUGUAAAGCAGCAAUGAGGAAAUAUAACUACUCCGUCAAAGAGAUAGAACGUAUGCGAAACGACUAUGCAGAUUUAAAGAAAGAAGCAGAAAAACCAGCAGAAGAUAAAAUGAACAUGUUAGAAUUUCUGAACAAAAACUAUCCAACUGCUGACGAUUUCCUUCUAUCUGACGUCAAGAAGAAGUAUAAAGAAACUUUCGGUAUCGUUAAAACAUUCGAUGUACUGACAGAAGAAAUAGAAGCUACGAAAUUGUUUAGAGUCAUGAACCAUCGCAACAUAUACCAUGUAAAACGCUUGUAA
This is a messenger RNA of Trichomonas vaginalis G3, 393 nucleotides long. RefSeq names its product organellar and viral DNA polymerase type B. NCBI's taxonomy places the organism in Eukaryota, Parabasalia, Trichomonadida, Trichomonadidae. The transcript has a single exon. Bases 1 to 393 code for a protein of 130 amino acids. The record is from RefSeq and is a predicted model, not a curated record.